Messenger RNA from Lampris incognitus (smalleye Pacific opah), 826 nucleotides. It is a transcript of the gene dnali1, whose product is annotated as dynein, axonemal, light intermediate chain 1. Gene Ontology annotation, molecular function: dynein heavy chain binding. Bases 1 to 804 code for a protein of 267 amino acids. The transcript is spliced from 6 exons. The record is from RefSeq and is a predicted model, not a curated record. Lineage: Eukaryota; Metazoa; Chordata; Actinopteri; Lampriformes; Lampridae. Gene Ontology annotation, cellular component: filopodium; axoneme.
AUGAUUCCUCCAGCCGACUCUUUGCUGAAAUACGACACUCCGGUUUUGGUGAGCAAAAACACAGAGACAAAGUCGCCAAAGGCACGCCCAUUGAAAGUAAGCCCCCAACAGCCUGCUGCCAGUGGACCUGUUCCACCGCCACCUAAACCAAAACCAGCCUCAUCUGAUGCCAGCAGGCAGCAAACCGAGGAGAUCCUCAAUGCUAUUCUUCCACCCAGGGAAUGGAUGGAGGGGAACCAGUUGUGGAUACAGCAGGUUUCCAGCACACCUUGCACCCGAACGGAUGUGGUGCACCUUCAGGAGCAACUGGACUUGCAGCUACAGCAGAGACAGGCCAGGGAGACCGGCAUCUGCCCUGUCCGCAGGGAGCUCUACACCCAGUGCUUUGAUGAGAUGAUCAGACAGGUGACCAUCAACUGCGCUGAGAGAGGUCUGUUGCUGCUGCGGGUGAGAGAUGAGAUUCGCAUGACCAUAGCUGCCUACCAGACACUGUAUGAGAGCAGUGUGGCUUUUGGUAUGAGGAAAGCCCUGAUGGCUGAACUGGGCAAGUCAGACAUGGAGAAGAGGAUUUCUGAUCUGGAGAGCGAGAAGUUGGAGCUGGAAAAGCACGUCAAUGAGCAGAAAGCUAAGUGUGAAGCCACUGAAAAGAGGGAGAACGAGAGGCAACAGCUCGAAGCGAAGAAGCACACAGAGGAGAUUCAGUUCUUAAAGAGGACUAACCAGCAGCUCAAGGCCCAGCUGGAAGGGGCCAUUCCCCCGAAAAGUGACUGUCUCGCCAAAAGGACCGAUUCAACACACCAAUAAAGAAUUCUAUAAUGAGGUGAUU